This is a messenger RNA of Microstroma glucosiphilum, 950 nucleotides long. Its product is annotated as four F5 protein. NCBI's taxonomy places the organism in Eukaryota, Fungi, Basidiomycota, Exobasidiomycetes, Microstromatales, Microstromataceae. The record is from RefSeq and is a predicted model, not a curated record. Bases 304 to 498 code for a protein of 64 amino acids. The transcript has 3 exons.
GCCCACGAUACCUGACCUCAAUCAGAUGCGCCCCGCCUCAAGAGGUCUUUCAUGGCUGUAAUGGUCCCCCGGUUGCUAUCAAGACGCGCGCCCACGCCCCCCGACAGGCUUUUGGAUUUUGGCGUGCAUUGCCUGGAGCCACUGACUGGCCCUUUCCGUAUCUUGUCCCGUUCACCACGUCCCUACGACCUUGCCCCUUUGCAGCCUCAUCACCUCAUACGCCGUCCAAAGAGCAGUGCUGGGUUACACAAUACCUAGAAAGAGACGAGGAGACGGAAGCACAUCUCAGCAUAGCAUCCCAGCAUGACUCGCGGCAAUCAAAGAGACACAGACCGUGCCAAGGCGCAGAAGAAGGCAGCUGCUGCCAACAAGGGAAAGAAGGAGAGCGGCGUUUCCCUCACCGCCCGUAGGGAGAGGGACGCCCAGAUCAUUCGAGACAAGCAGGCGAAAAAGGAAGCCGAGAAGGAAGCGGCUGCAAAGGCGGGACAGACGAGUUGAGUCGCCUCGUACCGCCUCGCCUUGUCUCGCUUCAUAGCUUUGCUACUUGUCACCUCUUCCCAUAUACAACAUACCUUCUUCAAGCCAGGUGCUUUGCCCUGGUGUACAUAUACGCAUUCUCUCAGCUUCCACAUUCCGCUCGCAAAAUUACAUUGUUACAUUGAACCAUCAGAGGGUAUACGCGUGCCAGUUGAGUUGAUGUACAGCAGAAAUGUCUCGCUUCCAAUUGCCUCCUCCGCCGAUCAGGAGGUCUUGAGACUGGCCCAAUUGAUCUGUCUUCUUCCCUCAGAUGCCCUGCUCUUCUCCAAUGCCCUCAGACAAGCCAAGUGUCUCAUCGUAGGCCGCCCGUGCGGGCAAUUCCAUGGUUGCUCAAUCAUCCCCAUCUGCCGCACAAUCCCGCCCAUCUGUCUGGCACUCAACGCUGUCCCAAUCAUGACGCUCUUCCUACAUGC